UACGAUAUGAGAGUAUAGUCUUAUCUAUUUGACAAGGAAUACAGAUCUUGGUCGAAUAAGAUAGGCGCUCCUUAUAUUCUCUUCGCUUCCCACGCACCUUUCCGUUAUCUCUCGAUCUGCCCCUCCUGAACUUGCCGGGGGAGGUAAUGAUCAAGGCACAUGCAACCCGCCACCACGGGACCGGAUUCGGAGGUAACUUCAGUUCAGUAAUGGACGUCCAUAUUGCUAUUUUGUCCCAGUGCCCAUGCUGGCCAAUUAUCGUAAUAUCCCCCCCGAGGGUGCCGAAUCGGAAAAGAGAUCCGCUCCACCGGACGGGAUGAUACGCGAUGCCUAUAUGUAAUCGCGCUACCCUGGUCGAUGGCGUGCUGAUGGCGUGCGACACCAGAACCACCACGAUUGGUCCGUACCGGACUGCUAUUGAUCGUAGUUAAGUAGCAAGUAUUCCAUUGUCCCCGAUGAUUUAUAAGUUAAGGAACUUUACUGUAUAUUAAUAAUGAUCGGAGUAUUUUAAGAGUACUGGCACCAUUCACUAGAAAAAAGACCAGCUAUCUCCGUAUCCGCUUGGGACUACCGAUACAUCGAAAGGACGGCUAGGAAUGGGAGAUUUUGGCAUAAUUAGGAGAAAGAAGGUUACUGUUGUGGUGACUAUGGCGGAUACACGGCCUAGGUAUGCGCUAACUAGCAGGAACUCGUGGAAGACUGUUCGUACUCUGUUGAGGAGGAUAAGGACGAAAUCGAAUCUCAACCCAAAUGAAAAGUCACAUUCGGCAGCGAUACAGGGCAUACGGAAAGAUUCUACCCCCACGACGACAGACGAAUCUGCCAAUGUUUCAGUUGCCGAAUUCACGAUACCUGAAAAGCAAAAAGCGCUGGUCGUCGCCCGUAAGGGAGAAUACGAGAUUCGUCAUGACUUCCCUAUGCCGAUAGUCGGAGAUGACGAGAUAAUGAUUCGAAGUCACUACGUGGGCUUGAAUCCCAUCGACUGGAAAUCCGUUGAUUAUAACUUCUGCUUGCCGGAAUUUCCAUGGGUCACUGGCCGAGAGAUGUCCGGGGUAGUAGCUCAAGUCGGCUCCGCCGUCAAAACUUUCAAGGAGGGUGACUCUGUGUGGACUAGCACAUACUAUAAGGAUGUCCGUGCUGGCUGCUUCCAGGAGUUUGUUGUCGUGCCCUCACACACCGUUCUUCCCAUCCCGUCCAACAUACCUUUCGAGGCAGCCGCCUGCUUAGGAGUUGCAGCCUUGACAGCAUCUAUGACCUUGUGGAAGUGGCUGGGCGUGCCGGCUCAAAGGCUUGGUGCAGACGAGGCAAGCGGGGAGUGGCUCUUAGUCUGGGGUGGUUCAACCGUCACAGGACAAUUUGCCACACAAAUAGCGAAUUUGAGUGGGAUUAAAGUAAUAACUGUCAACUCAACAGAGACAAAGUCGUUAUCGGAACGCUUAGGCGCGAACCACGUAGUCGUGCGAGAUGGCAAGACGGACGAACAGGUGGUGGACGAGAUUCGAACCAUCACCGCCGGCGGAAUCACGCGAGCAAUCGAUUUGGUAGGGCCGAAGACGGCAGCACUAGCAUUGGAUGCCGUAUCGAAGGAUAAGCCUGUCCAUUUUGCACCACUAGCUAUGAUGUCGAAUUCUCAAACAGUCCCGGAGAAUGUCGUGGUGCACACAGUCGAGAUGAAGCAAUUUGUCCUCGACAAGAGCAAUGUUCGCUAUACUGAAGAGCUUGGUAAACUUUUAGAGGAUGGCAAAAUCGUUUUGCCUGAGCUACAUUUGAUCGAGGGAGGACUACACUCGGUCGUAGGAGGUCUGGAGAUGCUGAAGAAAGGAAAUUUAAAAGGUAAGAAAUUAGUGGUACGGAUGUAAUGGAAGUACAUUUCGAGACUGUUCCUCGGAAGUGGAAGAGGUCUUCACUGGGGUUCUGUGGAUGCAUGAACAUAUAUGAUUAGACGAGCAUAGAAAAGGCGUUCUGGAGGUUUCACUCCUUUGGUCAUUGUACACAAUAGAUCUACCCACAGUAUAAAGACAAGAGAUUGCUUGUUCUCAUUAUUAGGCGGAAUUGGUAUCUAAGAGUAUAAUGUAAAUAAUAUAAGCCAUUAUCAGGUCAAGUAUAGAUACC
Molecule: messenger RNA, 2112 nt
Organism: Annulohypoxylon truncatum
Lineage: Eukaryota; Fungi; Ascomycota; Sordariomycetes; Xylariales; Hypoxylaceae
Product: GroES-like protein
Exons: 2
Coding region: 597-1859 (420 amino acids)
Molecular function (GO): oxidoreductase activity, acting on NAD(P)H
Source: RefSeq, a predicted model, not a curated record